Drosophila hydei is the source of this 2595-nucleotide messenger RNA. RefSeq names its product alkyldihydroxyacetonephosphate synthase (gene Agps). Bases 532 to 2433 code for a protein of 633 amino acids. Lineage: Eukaryota; Metazoa; Arthropoda; Insecta; Diptera; Drosophilidae. Gene Ontology annotation, biological process: lipid biosynthetic process. The record is from RefSeq and is a predicted model, not a curated record. The transcript has 5 exons. Gene Ontology annotation, molecular function: alkylglycerone-phosphate synthase activity; FAD binding.
UUGACAAUAUUUUCAGUUUCGUUGUGUAGUCGCAACCGUUUGGAUAACCGAUUCGCUCUGCCCCAUCCCCCAGACAUUGUGCGUGCCCUGGGGGCUGCUCUCUCUUCAGCUCUCUCUCGCUCUCUGACAUCGUGGGCAGCGCUCUCUCUAUCUCUCACUCUCUUAUUGGGAAUGACAGUCGUGGUCGAGAUACCGAAACCAAAGCGCGUGCAGCAGCUGCCGCAUAGUGCUUUCUUCUUUUUUAGUGGAAUUUCUAUUUUAAUUUAGUUUUUAGUCAUUUGCUAAGUACGUGCAAAUAUUAGACUAGAAUUGUACUAACUGAAGGCACAACAAUUAGCCAACCAAUAGCAAAUUUAAUGUGGCCGCACCUCGUCUGCGUUUACAUAGCAGGCCCUGUUAUUCUGAAAUAAAAACAAAUUAUCGAUUUUUGCGCUCAGCGACGAGCUGACAACGGGCUGUGCAAUAAUUAAAUAUUAGUCGCAAUCACAAUCGCCAUCGUAAACAAUCCCAACAGAGACACUACACAGCGAGAUGGCAGCCAAGCGCAAUACGGUAACCACACAAAUACCGGAGACCCCGCCGGAGGGCACGUCCCUGGCGCUGGAUACACGGCUCUCCCGCCACGUGGAGAGCGUAAUACCCAAGAAGCGCCAGGAGGCGCUCAAGUGGUACGGCUGGGGCUACAAUGACUCGCAGUUCUACGGACAGCAGGGCAUCAUCUGUUUUAAAGGCGACAAAUACCCACUGUCUGGCUGUGAAUUGCCCAACUUUACGAAAUGGGUGAGAAGUAAAUUCGAUCUGGACGUCGAUCACAACAAUGCCUAUCCCCAGCUGCCGCCCACGUACCCGAAGCCCGUGCAGAAUGCGCCCUUUCUCAACGAGCUGCGCGGCUGCACCAAGGUGGAUCACUCUCAGGAGGGCGUGGAUCGCUUGGUGCGAAGUCAUGGCCAGACGCUGAACGAUAUCUACAGUCUGUGGCAUAACAAAUUUGAGCGCAUACCGGAUUUGGUGGUGUGGCCGCGCUGCCACGACGAGGUGGUGCAGCUCGUGCAACUGGCUCAUAAGCACAAUGUCAUGCUAUUGCCCUUCGGAGGCGGGACAAGUGUAUCCGGUGCCGUCAGCUGUCCGCAGAAGGAGCAGCGCAUGAUUUGUGUGCUGGACACGUCGCAGAUGAAUCGCAUGCUGUGGCUCAAUCGUGAGAAUCUGACCGUUUGCUUCGAGUCGGGCAUAGUGGGGCAGGAUCUGGAGCGAGUGCUGCGCGAGCAACAUCUCACAGUCGGCCACGAGCCGGACUCGUAUGAGUUCAGUACGCUGGGCGGCUGGGUGGCUACGCGCGCGUCCGGCAUGAAGAAGAACGUCUAUGGCAACAUUGAGGAUCUGGUGGUGCGCGUACGCAUGGUGACGCCCACGGGCACCCUGGAGCGAGAGUGCAGUGCGCCGCGUGUUAGCUGCGGCCCGGACUUCAACCACAUCAUACUCGGCUCCGAGGGCACGCUGGGCGUCAUUACCGAGGUCGUACUCAAGGUGCGUCCACUGCCGCCGGUGCAGCGUUACGGCUCCCUGGUGUUUCCCGACUUCGAGCAGGGUGUGCUCUUUAUGCGCGAGGUAGCCAGGCGUCGCUGCCAGCCCGCCUCGGUGCGUCUCAUGGACAACGAGCAGUUCCUAUUUGGCCAGGCGCUCAAGCCCGAAAAGAGCUGGCUGGCCAGCUGCCUGGACGCGAUCAAGCAGCGCUAUGUAACGGUGUGGAAGGGCAUUGAUCUGACGCACAUAUGCGCUGCCACGCUGCUCUUCGAGGGUGAGCAGAAAGAUGUGCAGCGCCAGGAGGCGAUCAUCUAUGAAAUCGCCGCACGCUACAAGGGAUUUCCGGCAGGUGGUCAGAACGGGGAGCGCGGCUACUUAUUCACCUUUGUCAUUGCCUACAUUAGGGACUUUGCACUACACCAGGGCAUUGUGGCUGAAUCAUUUGAAACGUCUGUACCCUGGGAUCGUUGCAGCAUGCUGUGUCGCUGUGUGAAGCAGCGCGUUGUCUCGGAGUGUGCCAGGCACAAUAUUUCGCACUACACCAUCUCGGCGCGGGUGACACAGACGUACGAUGCGGGUGCGUGCGUGUACUUCUACUUUGGUUUCCGUUACUUGAACAUACCCAAUCCGGUGGAGGUAUUCGAGGCCAUUGAGCACAGUGCACGCGAGGAGAUCUUGACCUGCGGUGGCUCCCUGUCACACCAUCAUGGUGUGGGCAAGAUACGCAGUCAUUGGUAUCGCAAUGCGGUCACUGAGACGGGCAGCGCGCUCUACAGCGCCGCUAAAAAGCAUCUGGAUCCACGGAACAUCUUUGCGGCAGGCAAUCUGCUGCCAGCGCAGCUGGAGAAACCAACACAGAAUUCAACAGAAGCAGCGACGGCGACUGCGACUGCCCUGAAAGCCAAACUUUAGAGUAACAUUCUAGAUAUCUAUAUUCACGUACAUAUAGAAAUACUAGUCUAAAUCUCACAACAAAAACCUUCAAAACAUUUCUAGCUGCUUUAAACCAUUUGCAUUUCGUUUGCAAUUUUAGUCGGGCUCACUUUUGUAUGGGUGUUACAUUUUUGAUAAAUA